CGGAAGACAUGGAUCAGUUUAGCAAAAAAUGCGAGAGUACAUGUGUGUGACACUAGCGUUGUGUUGGUUAGACACGUAAAGAGCGAUGCAGUGCCUGUCCAGAUCACAGAAACAGAGCCAGGUUUAUAUGGGAUCCCACUGACGUAGGAAAGGUUUGCACUUUUCAGCCAGCGAAGGAUCACUACCCGUGGUCAGCAUGUCUCAUCGAGGGCCUUUAACUGCGGUUAUAACGACAGUACUAGGAGCAGCCUUAGGGGGGCUUCUCAUAUGGCGAGUUUACCGAACAAAAAGGAAGAGGCCGCCUUCCAUCCAGAAGGUGGCUGAUCCCGUGGAGGCUCUGUGUCCUGCAGAAAAUGAUUUUAAAGCUGUGGAGUAUCAAUACACCCAGCCGCCCCAACAUGUUCCAGAGAAGGAGUUCAAGGCAGUGGAGUGUCAGACCACACAGCUGCCCCCUCCCGCACAGAUACCGUCCUCUGAGCAGCGGCUGCAGGUGAAGCCAGUGAUGGUGAGCUCUGAAGAGGAAUGGCUGCAGCUGUGGCCGCUGAUGCAAACGGAGCUGUCGGUGUUCCCUGUGCUGGGGCUCGACUGUGAAUGGGUGUCUGUGAAGGGUCGCACCUCUGCGGUGUCCCUGCUGCAGAUGGCCACAUACUCCGGUCUGUGUGUCCUGGUGAGGCUGCUGGCGUUCCGCAGCGGCCCGCAGCCGUUCCCUCUCAGUCUCAUGGAAGUCCUGCGAGACCCUCACAUUUUGAAAGUUGGCGUCGGCUGCUAUGAAGACGGAAAGCGCCUGACGAGAGACUACGGGCUGUCGGUGACCUGCACAGUCGACCUGCGCUACCUUGCUUUAAGACAAAGGCAAGUGACGGUGAGUAACGGCCUGAGUCUGAAGUCUCUGGCAGAAGAUCUGUUGAACGUGUCUCUGGAUAAAUCCCGGGAGCUGCGCUGCAGCGACUGGGAGGCGGAUCAACUGACGCUGCAGCAGAUGACCUAUGCUGCUCGAGAUGCCCAAGUUUCCAUCUCUCUCUUCCUCCACCUCCUCGGCCUCGACUCUGAAGCCGGUCCCGACUCUUCCAGCGGGAGCUCUUACUCCGAGUUGGCCGCCCGCUGCCAGGGCCUGGUGGACGUGUCCUUCAGGGGCCGAGGAGACGGAGAGGACAGGCCGUCUGACGGAGAGAGGAGGCGGAGGACGCGGAAAACGCCCACUCAUGAAAGCCCGGAGUCUGGAGAUCAGCAAGUCCCAGACCCCCGAAAGAAUAACAAGAGGAAACCGCUGGGCGUGGGCUACUCUGCCAGGAAGUCUCCUCUCUAUGAUAACUGCUUCCUUCACGCUCCGGACGGCCAGCCGCUGUGUACCUGCGACAAGAAGAAAGCCAAAUGGUACCUAGAAAAAGGAAUAGGAGUGCUGCAGAGUGAGGAGCCCUUUGUAGUGAGGCUGCUGUUCGAGCCGUCGGGACGUCCCGACUCCCAGCAGGACUAUUAUCUCACUGCGAAGGAGAAUCUGUGCGUGGUCUGCGGCAAAGCAGAGUCCUACAUCAGGAAGAACAUCGUGCCGCACGAGUACAGGCGGCAUUUCCCCACCGAGAUGAAGGACCACAACUCCCACGACAUCCUGCUGCUCUGCACCAGCUGCCACGCCGCCUCCAACGUGCACGACAGCGUCCUGAAGCAGCAUCUGGCCGAGGAGUUCUCCGCCCCUCAGGGCUGCGAGGAGGGGGUCCGCCUGCUGGAGGAUUCGGACCGGCGGCGGGUGCGCUCGGCGGCUCGGGCUCUGCUCACCGCCGGGGAAGGACUGCCGGAGCAGCGGCGAGAAGAGCUGCAGGCUUUGAUCAGGAGCUUCCUGGACACCAGCGAGGAGCUGACGGACGAGGCGCUGCAGCAGGCCGCCAGCCUGGAGACGAGGAUUUUCAACGAGGCGUACAUCCCUCACGGUCUGAAGGUGGUGCGAGCCGGCGCCGAGCAGGGCCUGCGGGGCCUGAUGGACCUGGAGCGCCGCUGGAGGCAGCACUUCCUCGCCUCCAUGCAGCCUCGCCACCUCCCGCCCCUCUGGUCCGUUGAACACAACCACGGCAAGUUCGUCCGCAAAUACGGAGAGGACCUGCCCAUCAAACUCAACUGACCAGGACGGGAACUGAAAUCUCCCACAGCUGCUCCGUCGAGUUCAAACGCCAAAUCGCUUCUUUUGUUGUUUUGUGAGGAGAUGAACUAAUGGACCAGCCGAGACCGAAACGUCACCAGCGUGUUGACGUCCCCACGAGGAGUGUGUGUGUGUAAAUGCACUCGACCUGCGGACGGCGUUUCUCUGGAUUUCUCGUGCUGCUGACGUGCUGCCAGGUCGCCACCUGGAUCCUGAUGACAGACUCAAAGGAAAGUGAGACGCUCUCAGACAUCAUGCGACCGCAGAAAAACACUUUUUUAUCUUGAAACAUGUAGAAUUAUUUAUGAAAACAUACAAAUAUAGAAAAUUAUGAACUGAUUUUUAGAAGAAGCUGCAGCCUGCUCUUAAUUUCCCCCCUAAGUCUACCCCCCCCCCCCCCCCUGCAGGUUAGCAGCUGUUAUAUCCUUCACAUGAUGGCGCGCUCGCCCACCUUCUGCUUUCAUCCAUCGUCUGUUUUAAGUCGAUGGAUGAAAGUUUCCAGAAGCAUCUUGAAAUCUCAUCUUUUGUCCUGAAGGCGAGUUUGUUUCGGUGCCUGAAUGCAGUUCAUCUGCAGGGGGAGUAAAGUUAAUCAUCUAAACUCCGGAUGUCCGUGUCCUGCGGCUCCUCGAGGUCGGGACGACUUCCUGGUUCGUGUUUUAAUGAGCCUCUUAAUCCCAAACCUGGCGGGAGCCUCGCAGGACAUCGACCUCGUCUCAGUCCACAAAGCUUUCACCAUGACGUCGAUUUCCACAAUGCAAACUACAGUCAAAUAGUGCCAACACUAACCUGAUGAAGUAACUUAUACCCCCCCCCCCCCCCUUGAGGCAGAUCCUUCUGAGCGUGAUCACAUUUAUUAAUUCAGCUGCUUUGUCUUUAGUCGUAUUUUUCUGGAUGUAAGCCCUGAAGCUGUUUGUUUUCCUAAAUUGUGAAUGAUAUCAAAAAAUAAAAGUCAUGUUUGUAUUAA
Molecule: messenger RNA, 3095 nt
Organism: Cottoperca gobio
Lineage: Eukaryota; Metazoa; Chordata; Actinopteri; Perciformes; Bovichtidae
Gene: exd2
Product: exonuclease 3'-5' domain containing 2
Exons: 10
Coding region: 197-2113 (638 amino acids)
Biological process (GO): nucleobase-containing compound metabolic process
Cellular component (GO): cytoplasm; nucleus
Molecular function (GO): nucleic acid binding; 3'-5' exonuclease activity
Source: RefSeq, a predicted model, not a curated record